Molecule: messenger RNA, 1299 nt
Organism: Penicillium atrosanguineum
Lineage: Eukaryota; Fungi; Ascomycota; Eurotiomycetes; Eurotiales; Aspergillaceae
Exons: 2
Coding region: 1-1299 (432 amino acids)
Source: RefSeq, a predicted model, not a curated record
AUGCGAUUUAGAUAUGUUUGGAAAGAGGGGUUUUCAGACGAUGGAUACCUGUACAUGGAGGAUGAUUCCAGGCGCUACAAAGGCUUUGGAAGCGCGAGACGAAAUCUCGCCGCUCUGCGCUUUGUGAACAGGACGUUUCGCCGUUGCGCCUCGCCCUGGCUUUUUCGACACAUUGAUGCUAGGCAUAAACAACAGGCGGAUAUGUUACCCCUCGAACGGCUCAAGAAAAUAUCGGAAAGCAAAUAUGCUAAGCACGUGCGUCAAAUUGAUAUUGGAUUUGCUCCGGAUAUCGUAUAUGCCGGCAAUACCCUUUAUGACUGUGUAAUGUACGUAGGAGAUCUCCAGGGGCUACUCGGAAGCUAUCUAGCCCGAUUUCCCUACAUCAAAGCACUCGAGUUCCACGAGCCACCUCCUGCUAUGGAUAAAGACCACAGAACAAUCUAUAUCCACACGGUUGUUUCAACCCUGCGUUAUGUGAGGUUCCCCAAGCUGGAAGAACUAGAGAUUAAAUUCCCCAUUGGCGAUGAUUUCAUGUUGUUCGAUCCAGACCAGCAAUUCUUUCAGACAAAUUCUUUGCGGAUACCCAUAUAUAAGGUGCUGACACGAGUACGUCAUCUCGGUUUGCAUUCAUGUGCAUAUACAGCCGGGGUAGAAGGAGAAGAAGUACCCGAGUUGAUUACACCGGAAUAUGCUACUUUUCCGAGCUACAUUUACUCAAGCAAGAUGUUCAACAUGAUCAACCAGACCUGCUCCCUUGAAUCACUCACUAUAUCUUCCCAGGAUAUUGUGAAACUCACUGAAAUGCCCAUUUCCCACCUAUCUAAACUUCGAUGUCUCCAUCUCGAAGGACUUACCCUUUCGCCCAAUGAUCUCCUUGGGCUGAUGGAUCGAUGCCAGGAGACAAUGAGAUACAUAGCUCUAUUCAAUGUCAAGCUGAGAGAUAAAACAUGGUAUUAUGCGCUGCUGAGAAUAUGCAAGUUACGCCAUCUUCUCGACAUUCAGAUGGAACAUUGUGGAUAUUAUUCGCUAGGAGAGAGUGCCCAUCUGGGGCACGAUAUUCCCAACGAAAACAUCUUCCAACAGAUUGAAACAAAUAGUCAGUAUGACAGAAGCGCACUGGGUACUUUACAGCGGCAGGUAAAUAAGAAUCGAGUCGCUGUGGGGUAUAAGCCGUUCUCACAUGAGAGAUAUCACUGGUGCCUCGAACCGCCUACGGGGCUUAAACGUGAUCCGUAUGAGCGGUCAGAUAACGAAUACUCGUGCGAUGAUUACUCAGGCGAUGAGAAAUCCGGAGCAUGA